Drosophila biarmipes is the source of this 1885-nucleotide messenger RNA. RefSeq names its product UDP-glycosyltransferase UGT5 (gene Ugt317A1). The coding region runs from base 248 to 1837 and encodes 529 amino acids. Gene Ontology annotation, molecular function: UDP-glycosyltransferase activity. NCBI's taxonomy places the organism in Eukaryota, Metazoa, Arthropoda, Insecta, Diptera, Drosophilidae. The record is from RefSeq and is a predicted model, not a curated record. The transcript has 4 exons.
UAUGUGUUGGGGUCUGGUGGCAGUCUCAUGUGCCACACAUGUUCCAGUGACCACAGCGUUUCUUAGAUUAUAUUCCCGGGAGCAAUCAGUUGAGUGCUUUGCUUUUCGAGGGGAGUCGAGGCGAAGGAGAGAUUAGUUCAGUCUGAUUCGUUUUCUCAAUACAACCGGAGGAAUUUUCCAGACGAAUGCAGUUGAAUAUCGGCCGGAACUUAAUUAGUAUACCUCGCUGAUAGUUAAAUUACGAAACAUGGAAUCUCAAUGGAAUCGGUGGAUGUUGCUGACUCUUUUUGGCCUAGUGCUGGGUCAGGCUUCGCAGGCUGCCAAGAUCCUAGUCCUGUUUCCCCACGCCAGCGAGGGUCACUUCGCAGUAAUGCGGACCCUGGUGUCGGAACUGGCCAGUCGAGAGCACAUGAUUGAAGUCUAUACGGGGCAUGGCUUGGGAGAAACCCUAGACAAUGUGACGGAAACGGUGACCGCGGAAUAUCCCUUUUGGAGCGAGUUGCAAAAACAUGCGGCGCCCAGGGGAAACCUCGCUGAUCUCGGUCGCCUACCCACUGAGGCUCUUCGCCAGUCGCUGGCCAGCGUGGGAGCCCGCGCCCUGGAUCACUUCCUCGCCCAGGAGCCCAUCCAGAAACUGCUGAAGAUGUCCUACCUCGAGUUCGACUUUGAUGUGAUCCUUGUGGACUACUUCUACACGGAGGCUCUGCUGGCCCUUGGAGCUCUUCAUCAGAGGCCAGUUGUGGGAAUCAUUUCCACAGACUUUGGCAACUACAUGGACGCCGUGCAGGAGUCACUGGUUCCCGCCGCCUGCACCCCCAUCGAUUCCGAGCGGGACUUGCCCCAGUUGGGCUUCUCCGAGCGAUUAGGCAAUAUCCGGGAGUGCCUUUCCCGCAGAAAGCGGUUCAUCGAGGAUCACUAUGGCGGACAGGAGCAGCUGGUGGCCAAGUACUUUAAGCUGCAGCACUCGAUCCCCGAACUGCAGGCUAGCCAGCUAUCAGUGCUCCUUCUCAACAGUCAUGUGCCCUUGAUGAACCCCAAAGUGAGUAUCCAGCAGAUCGUUCCCGCUGGAGGUCUGCAUAUCCGCGGUCCCAAGGAGCUGCCCUGGAACGUGAAGCGCUUCCUGGACGAGGCGCGUCCUGGAGCUAUCUACGUACAGCUGGGAAAUGAGCAGCCGUGUGGCCAGUUGGCCAAGGACAAGCUGGAUACUCUGCUUGCCUUCUUUUCCUCCCGAAAAGAGGGCAUCAUCUGGACCUGUCACGAUGUCAAGAAGCUGGACGGCUUGCCAAAGAAUGUGAUGAUCCAACAUGCAGUGCCUCAAAUUGAUAUCCUGGCCCAUCCGAGGGUCAAGGUCUUCCUGACCAACGGAGAUCUUCUCAACCUGCAGGAGGGCAUCGUGCGGAAUGUGCCCAUUCUGGGAUUGCCCCUAUUCCAGCACGAGAGGCGGAACAUGGAGCUGGCCGUGCGACUGGGAGUGGGGCUGCCGCUGGAGGCGGGCAAUGUGACAGCCAGCUCCCUGAACUGGGCAGUGGAUAGGCUGCUCCUGGAGACACACUUCCAGUUGACGAUUCGGGAUGUGUCCCUGGAGUUCAGGGACCGUCCUCUUGGCGCCCUGGCCAGCGCUCUCUUCUGGGUGAACUACGUGGGUCGGCACAAGGGAGGAGCGGCCUUGAAGACUCGUGGUGUGGGCAUCUCCUCCAGCCAACUGCACUUGUUCGACCUCUUUGUGUUCUAUGCUGGAAUCGCGACUCUAGUCGUUGCCUUGCUGGCGGCCCUGAGCUUUGGUGGCGUUUAUCUUUGGAAUAAGAAGAACAAUUCCAAGUUGACGAAAGUAAAUUAAGACUUAUGUAUGAAAAUAAAGUGCAUGCAAUGCAGUUUUUUUGCAAUA